Molecule: messenger RNA, 2007 nt
Organism: Erythranthe guttata (spotted monkey flower)
Lineage: Eukaryota; Viridiplantae; Streptophyta; Magnoliopsida; Lamiales; Phrymaceae
Product: UBP1-associated protein 2A
Molecular function (GO): RNA binding
Source: RefSeq, a predicted model, not a curated record
CAUCAUCAUUUCUUCUCCAAACAAAACCCUAAUCCCCAAAUCGUCACAUCUUCUCCCAAUUUCCAUGGCUAGAAAGCGAAAAUCUGUCGAUGCAGAAGCUCCUCAGGAACCUGGACCCGGACCCGAACCCGUGAAAUCUACUCAUCCUGACCCGAAAAUCGAACCCGAACAACCCCCAACCGAGGAAACCCUUGAACAAGGCCAAGGAAUCGCUGAAGCAGCAGUGGUUGAAGGUGUAGAACAGCCAGAGGUAGAGGGAGAAGAGGAGAAGCCGGACGAAAUUGAGGAGCAUAAAGGCGAUGCUGUCGUUGCUGAAUUGGAGAAGAACGAACAAGAGAGUGAAAUUGGCGAGAAGCCUUCCUCCGAAAAUGCUGCUUCUGAAAAUGGCGGUGAAGCUGAAGGACAGAAUGAGGAAGAGGAAGAUGGAUUGGAGGAGGAGCCGGUGGAGAAGCUCCUGGAACCCUUCUCUAAAGACCAGCUGACUCUUCUGAUUAAAGAGGCGGUCGCCAAACACCCUGAUGUAGUUGAGAGCGUGCACAAAUUGGCCGAUUCGGACCCUGCGCAUUGCAAGAUAUUUGUUCACGGCCUCGGGUGGGAGGCGAAUGCCGAGACGAUUACCUCCGUGUUCGCGAAGUACGGAGAGAUUGAGGAUUGUAAGGUCGUCAGGGACAAGAAUUCUGGGAAAUCAAAGGGUUAUGGUUUCAUUCUGUUCAAGCAUCGGCAUGGGGCCCGCCGCGCACUGAAGCAGCCUCAGAAGUUGAUUGAAGGUCGGAUGGCUUCAUGCCAGCUGGCAUCUGCCGGCCCAGUUCAGAGUCCUGCCCAAGCUACUGUGGCCACUGUUUCAACACCACAUACAUCAGAGUACACUCAGAGGAAGAUCUAUGUAAGCAAUGUGUCGGCCGAUAUCGAUCCGAAGAAACUUUGGGAGUUCUUCUCCAAAUUUGGAGAGAUUGAGGAAGGGCCUUUGGGGUUGGAUAAACAGACUGGGAAGCCUAGAGGUUUCUGUUUGUUUGUGUAUAGGAGUGUCGAGAGUGCCAAGAAGGCACUGGAGGAGCCGCAUAAAAAUUUCGAGAGUCAGGUUCUGCAUUGCCAGAAGGCAGUAGAUGGGCCCAAACACAGUAAGGGUCACUUCAACCAGCAGCAUGGUCAGUCGCAACAGCAGCCGCAACAGCAUCAUCACCAGGGACACCAAGGGUAUUAUCCACCAGCUAAGAAAGGUAGGUACGCUGGAAGCAGUGGUGCUGGGCACACAGGUGGACACUUAAUGGCACCGAGUGCAGGACCGGCUGUUCCUCAGAUGGGUUUCAAUCCAGCAGUUGCUCCGGCGGCUAUAGGACAGGCUGUGGCAGCUAUAUUGGCCACUCAGGGAGCUGGCUUGGGUAUUGGCAAUUUGCUUGGAGGGAUUGGAGCAGGUGUUAAUCAACAAGGAGUACCGCCAAUGAUGAAUAAUGCAGGCUAUGGAGGUCAAGUCGGUGCUGGGGGCUAUGGAGGUCAACCUGGGAUGCAGGGAGGUUACGGUGGCCAGCAGCAGAUGGGUCAGGGUGGCGUUAGGCCACAUCAGGGUGGUGCGCCCUACAUGGGUCAUGGUCACUAGGUAAGCCGAGGUAGAUUCUUCAUAAAUGCAUCAAAACUUUAGUUUUGGACUCUGGUGAUUCUUCUGAAGUUCGAGCAGUCAUGCAAAUGAAGUCUUUCAUUGUAGCAAAAGUUACUAUUUGCCAAAAGACUAGAAUCUAAAAUGUUUUGCUUUUCUAGUAAAUUGUCUCAAGUCUGUCGGAUAUUUUCUAAAAUGAUGUUUUACUUCAAUCCAAUAACAACUUUUUGAAAGUAUUGGGAACUACUGGCUAUGUUUACGACCCUUGUUUCUACAGGAUUCAAAACCGUGUCAAUUAAGUAUACUUAUCUACUUUCAACUUUAACUUUCACUUGAUGAUCUUCUGUUUUCACUAUCUGGAUAUUCCUUUAAUGUAAUAUUUAGCUCUAUCGUCUUAUUCUUUACUGCAUCAGCUC